Messenger RNA from Haliaeetus leucocephalus (bald eagle), 3524 nucleotides. RefSeq names its product dynactin 4 (p62) (gene DCTN4). NCBI's taxonomy places the organism in Eukaryota, Metazoa, Chordata, Aves, Accipitriformes, Accipitridae. The record is from RefSeq and is a predicted model, not a curated record. The coding region runs from base 386 to 1597 and encodes 403 amino acids. Gene Ontology annotation, cellular component: dynactin complex. The transcript has 13 exons.
CGGGGGCAGCAGGGACCCCCCCCCAGACCCCGCUGUGGGGCACGGCGGGGGGGGACAGGGACCCCUUCUCACACACACAUCCCCACCGGGGCCGGCCGGGGAGUGGCAGGGACGCCCACCGACCCACACCCCUCCGUGGGGCCCGGCCCGGGAUGAAGACCGAGCCGUUCCCGGGCUUGGGCUGGUGCCUGUCACAGCGGGAGAACUGCUCCGGGACACGGCCCCCGGGGCUCGCCGAGAUGUGCUGGAUGGGGUGGCGUUGGCAGUAUCAAAGUAACAAACCCCACAAAGGUGGUGUGGUGAGGCCGGAGAGCACCGUCCUUGAUUUGAGAACGGUUGGGAGUGUUUGGUGGACUCUCACUACUGCCCCAGCUGCCUGGAAAACAUGCCUUCAGCUGAAGCCAAGCUGAAAAAGAACAGGUGUGCUAACUGCUUUGACUGCCCCUGCUGCAUGCACACCCUUUCCACCCGGGCCACAAGCAUUCCUGCUCCGCUCCCUGACGACCCAGCCAAGACUACCAUGAAGAAAGCGUAUUACUUGGCCUGUGGAUUUUGCCGCUGGACUUCCCGAGAUGUGGGCAUGGCAGACAAGUCUGUCGCUAGUGGUGGCUGGCAGGAGCCGGAGAAUCCUCACGCACAGAGGAUUAACAAACUGGUUGAGUACUACCAGCAGUUGGCUCAGAAAGAGAAGAUCGAGCGGGACCGGAAGAAGCUGGUGCGACGCCGAAACUACAUGCCCCUGGCCUUUUCGGACAAAUACGGUCUUGGAACCAGGCUUCAACGCCAGAGGCCCGGAGCACCGAUCAGUGCCCUUGCUGGACUCUCCCUGAAAGAAGGAGAGGACCAGAAGGAGAUCAAGAUUGAGCCAGCUGAUGCAGUGGAAGAAGUGGAACCUCUUCCUGAGGAUUACUACACAAGACCCAUCAAUCUGACAGAAGUGACGACUCUGCGUCAGCGUCUGCUGCAGCCUGACUUCCAGCCGAUCUGUGCUUCCCAGCUCUACCCACGUCAUAAGCACCUCCUGAUCAAACGUUCACUGCGCUGUCGGAAAUGUGAACAUAACCUGAGCAAACCAGAAUUCAAUCCAACAUCUAUCAAAUUCAAGAUCCAGCUGGUUGCUGUUAACUAUAUCCCUGAAGUGAGAAUCAUGUCUAUUCCCAACCUGCGCUACAUGAAGGAGAGCCAAGUCCUUCUGACUCUGACCAAUCCAGUGGAGAACAUCACACAUGUCACGCUGCUGGAGUGUGAGGAGGGAGACCCUGACAACAUCAACAGCACUGCCAAGGUGACAGUUCCUCCCAAGGAACUUAUUUUGGCUGGUAAAGAUGCUGCGGCGGAAUACGAUGAGCUGGCAGAGCCUCAAGAUUUCCAGGAUGACCCUGACGUUAUUGCCUUCAGAAAAGCCAAUAAGGUAGGAGUUUUCAUCAAGGUCACCCCACAGAAAGAAGAGGGUGAAGUGACCGUGAGUUUCAAGAUGAAGCAUGAGUUUAAAAACCUCACUGCUCCAAUCCGACCCAGUGAGGAAGGCGAUCACACCUCUGAGGUCAUCUGGCUCACCCAUCACGUGGAGCUCAGCCUCGGUCCAGUGCUCCCAUAAACGCUCCCAACGCUUGCGCCCCGAUGGUUGGCCGCAGCAUGGACUGUCACAGUGAGGAAAGCACCUGGUGAAACGUUCUGUGAGAGCUCCUUUGUGAUGUGUGGGUGUGUGCCACGGGCCCCAGCUAGGCCGCGAGAGGCAGCUGAGGGUGCCGUGGUUUGGGAUGGUUUGUUCUCUCUCCUCUUGUCGUAGUGCCCACUAAAUACCGCUCUGCUUCCCCACGCUGCCACAGGCUAGUUUAACUUGCAGCACAUGUUUCAGCACAGAGAAAGAUGUUGCUUUCUCCAGAUUCGCACUACACCUGGCUGAAUUUGGUUUUAUCAACAGAAAAGAACCCAUAUUGGUUUUUCUUCAUGUCAGCCCACAAACCUGAUGUUACAUACUCAAUAGCGAAUGACUUCUUUUUCACACAGAGCUAUGCCCUUCCCAAAGAAACAUUUUAAGAGGUGGCCACAUCUGCUGCGUUAUUGGCAAGUUAUUGGCAGCAGCAUGAUGCUUUCUUUUGGUUUUCUGCUUCCUCGUAGGAUACCUCAGCUGUGGGUGAUUGGGACAUACAACCCUACCACUCUGGCAUGCAUAGCUUGCGUAGCCAAGGUGAUAGAUCUGUUUUCACAAAGGAAAUGAUCAGUUUGCCUUUAAACCGAAAACAUAGUGUACUGUAGUGUUCAUGGAUUUGACUGGCAACCGAGCCCACUGUCAGCCCGCUGCAUUGCAGGUGGAUGUGGUAGCAUGACGUGCUGCGAGCUGGGAAUUCAGGUUCUGCCACAGCUCUUGACUGAGGCAGGGAUGCUCCAGAGAGGCUGCCUGGCAGUCUUCAGAUCAAUUAAUGUGUGUUAAUAGGGGUAGCGAUCAGGGUAUGAAACCUGGAGAGUUAAGAUUAGGUCUGGUAUAUGUAAAACUACAGAGGCUGUUUGAGUUCAUACUCUUGUCUUUUUCCAGUUAGGGUGGGUGGGAGGGAGGUAUAAAGGUGGGAAGACAGUUAUACGUUAACUAGCAUACACUGUACCAUGAGGUAAUCUAUCUGGGGUAUAAUUUGGCUGUAGUCCAAGCUAAAAUCAGUAAUUAAGAGCAGUGUAUCCAGGGUACUGAAUUACCAGUAACUCCAUAGCUUAGUGCAAGCGGGUGAGAUCGCUCUUCCUGCAGAGCAUUCCCAGUUCAGACAUUGACCUUCGUUAAACAUUUCUGAUGGGCUUUGAUGUGCUGCUGUGCUGGGAAAGGCUUGAAUCCCAGCCAGCCGCGGUUGUGUUGCUCGAGACACUUGUGCCAUGGUUCUGCCAGCCUGGAGCUGCAAAUCCUCUGCACGGGAGGGCGGGACGAGGCUGUCCACUCUCCCGGGGAGGUGGUGGUGCAGCACCCAAAAACAUCUCCCGUAGCACGAGAAAUCUGCCUUGGUGUGCCGGGGGGGACCGCGCGCCUUACAGCCUAGAUCCUGCAGCGGGUCUCAAAGCGGCCGAGGCAUCACGUUUACAACUUCGCGUAGGUUACACACAGUUGUACAGCAUGAGUUUAAGACUUGUAGUUCGUCGUUAAUGUCUAGUGCUAGCGCCUGCUGCGGCUUUACCUGUCCAGAUAACAAAGCACUUAACCUUUGGCUGUGACUUCUUUUCAGUAGCUGAAAUAGCCGCUACAUUCACAACACUAAUGUGGAAAAGAGCCUUCCAGGGACAAGAUGGCGGCUGACCGAGGCCUCGAGCUGCUGUCCCCCUCCGGCGCUGGGCUGGUGUUUGCACGACCUGCUCAUGAAUGCUCGGUUUCUCACUGAAAACAAAAAGCUGCGUUGAUUUAUGAUAUUCUGAGCGGUCUAAUUAGCUCGGUGAGGUUUGGGUUUUUUUCCUCCCCUCCCCGUAGGUGCUUGUAGGUGAUAGGAAAGGUGUGUCCCUGCUCCCCUCCCUGACAGGCGACUGUUGCCUUACUGCUUGACGUCGUG